Leishmania braziliensis MHOM/BR/75/M2904 is the source of this 2070-nucleotide messenger RNA. RefSeq names its product putative nucleolar RNA helicase II. The transcript has a single exon. The record is from RefSeq and is a predicted model, not a curated record. The coding region runs from base 1 to 2070 and encodes 689 amino acids. Lineage: Eukaryota; Euglenozoa; Kinetoplastea; Trypanosomatida; Trypanosomatidae. Gene Ontology annotation, molecular function: ATP binding; RNA binding; RNA helicase activity.
AUGCCGCGUCGGGCGCGCGAGGAAAGCGACGAGGCCAAGUCGCACCACACCACGAAGUUCACCAAUAGUAGCGACGACGAUGAGCCAGUGAAGGUGUCGAAGACUCACACCAAGGCGUCGGACCACCACAACGACAUUGCCGCAGAGAAGCGGCAGCGCACAGAUGAGAGCUCCAAGGUUGCAGCAGCGGCGGCGGCGACUCGUGCAGAGGUGAAGGACGGAGAGAUGCCGAACAACGGCUGCGCCGCCACGGCACGUCCCUUCUCGGAGUUCGAGAUGAACCCAAUCGUCGUCAAGGCACUGCAGUCGCGCGGCAUCGAGUCGAUGUUUCCCGUCCAAGCCCUCACCUUCAACGCCAUCAUGCGAAACGCGGAUGUCCUUGUGCAGGCCCGAACCGGCAGCGGUAAGACGCUGGCGUUCGGUAUCCCGAUCGUGGAACGUCUCCUGAAGCUGCAGAGCCACCUCACCCGGGGUCGCGGCCCGGCUGCUGUGAUCUUCUGCCCCACUCGCGAGCUGGCCAUACAGGUGCAGGAUGUACUCUGCGGGAUUAGCUGCGGGCUCAUCGUGACAGCCCUAUACGGCGGCGUCGCCUACGCAAAUCAGGAGCGUGUGCUGCGCAGCGGCGUCGACAUCGUCGUGGCCACCCCCGGCCGUGCGAAGGACUUCCUGGAGAAAGGCACAUUGCAUUUUGACCGCGUCGUGAUGGCGUGCCUCGACGAGGCUGACCACAUGCUGGAUAUCGGCUUCAAGGACGACAUCGAGCUGCUGCUGUCGCAGGUGGCAGAGCAGAACGGCUCCACCAGUGCAGAGAAGACAGUGCAUCAGACGCUGCUCUUCUCCGCGACGGUGCCGGAGUGGGUGCACACCUGCUCCUUCAUCGCCAAGGACAAGGAGUUCAUCGACAUGGUCGGCAAGGAGGCGGUGCGCACGGCCAGCACGAUCAAGUUCUAUCGCCGAAAAUGCAACUUCAGCGAGAUCUCCUCGAUGCUGGCUGACCUCAUCAAGGUGUACAGUGGUGCCCACGGCCGCACCCUUGUCUUCACUAACACAAAGAAGGACUGUCACGACCUCUCCAUCAACAACACUAAACUGGACUCGCAGUGCCUCCACGGGGAUAUGCAGCAGGAGCAGCGCGAGAGUACCAUGAAGAGCUUCCGAGACAACAAGUUCAGCGUCCUCAUCGCCACUGACGUGGCUGCCCGCGGCCUUGACCUGCCCAUGGUGGACCUCGUCAUCCAGUGCGCCCCACCCAGCGACAUCGACGCCUUCAUUCACCGCGCCGGGCGUACCGGGCGCGCUGGCCGCAAGGGCGUGUGCGUGCUGCUCUACCAGCCGCGCGAGGAGUACGUUGUCGAGCGCAUCGAGCGCCACGCGAAGAUGAAGUUCGACGUUCUGCCGGCUCCCACGCGUGAGGAGAUUCUGAAGGCCGUUGCACGGGACGCCGCUGAGGACCUGGCGCGUGUGGAGCGCCGUGCAACCAACCUUUUCAUGGAGCAGGCAGCCGAGCUGCUGAAGGACGCGGACCCGGUCGAGAUCCUGGCCUCAGCGCUCGCCGUAAUGAGCGGCUACACGUCCAACAUCACCACGCGCGGUCUCAUUACUGGAACGCCAGGGUACGUGACAGUGCAGAUGACGUCCGAUCGCCCGCUGCCCAUUCCAGUGUACUGCAGUAUCCUCCGCAACAACCUCGGCGAUGACACGUUCAUGCGAUGCCGCGACAUCACACUGCUGCAGGACGACCCGGGUUGCGUGUUUGACGUCUUGGAACAGUUUGCCGAGAGUGUCAUGAACACACCAAUGCGCGGUAUCACCUUCCAGCGCAUCGAGUCCCUCCCCCCAAUCAUUGCGCGCGAGCUAAACAGCAGUCGCGGCGGCCGUGGCGGCUUCGGAAACGGCGGUGGCUAUGGCGGAGGUCGUGGUGGCGGCCGUGGUGGCGGCCGUGGCGGCUUCAGCAACGGCGGUGGCUAUGGCGGAAGUCGUGGUGGCGGCCGUGGCGGCUUCAGCAACGGUGGUGGCUAUGGCGGGAGUCGUGGCGGCGGUCGUGGCGGCGGUUUCCAGCGCCGCUACUGA